AUGGCCGAUCUUCAAAUCAUUAAUACUCCUAUCACCCCUUCCAAACGCAAUUCUUCCCCAUCAGAAGCCUUCAAAACAAUUUCACCUGAAGAAACUUCCAAGGUAGAUGAAUCCCCAUCAGAUAAAAUAUCUGAACCAAACGACAUGUCAGAGAAAGUGGAUCCAAAUGGAUACGAAUCACCAUCGAGACCUUCUGCUUCACCAGAGUCUAAACUCGCUCGUUCAAAGAUCUCCAAGGAGUAUGAUUCUGAAGAAGAGCCACGACCUGUCACCAACAAGAAAAUCUUGAGGGGGAAACGACUUUUCUUGGCAUUUGUUGGGAUGUUGAUGUCCAUUUUAUUGAUCGCCUUGGAUCAAACUAUCUUGAGUCCCGCCUUGCCUGUCAUCGCCUCUAACUUUAAUUCUCUUGAUCAAAUUGGUUGGAUUGCCAGUGCUUACUUUAUCACUCAAGUCUCAUUCCUUUUACUCUACGCGCAAUUGUUGAUGACCUUCAAUCGUCGUUGGGUCUUCAUCAUGGCUGUUUCAAUAUUUGAAAUCGGCUCUCUGAUAUGUGCUUUGUCACCUAAUGCGAUCUGCUUAAUCAUCGCUCGAGCAGUUGCUGGUGUCGGUGCUGCUGGAAUCUUUGUCUCUUGCUUGAGUAUAAUUGCCGAUAUCACCGAGCUUGAGGACAGGCCAAAAUUGCUCGGGAGCUUCGGUGCAGUCUUUGCUGCUUCCUCUGUCAUCGGACCACUUCUCGGUGGGGCUUUCACGGAUCACUUGAGUUGGAGAUGGUGUUUUUGGAUUAACUUGCCUUGUGGAGCAAUCACGAUUUUAUCAAUAUUUCUUGUCAUACCCGAUUCAACGCCUCCUGAAGUGUCGGAGGAAAUGCAUGGCAUGGUAGACCUCAAAUGGAAUCGCAUUACUUUCGGACGUUGGACUCCAAUGCACGGUUCUUUUCUCCACAAGCUCGGCACUUUGGAUUUCAUCGGAGCUCUCUUGAUGGUAGGAUUAAUCGUCCUCUUGGUUCUCCCUUUGCAAUGGGGAGGAAACCAAUACGCUUGGAGAAGCCCAGUGGUGAUUGGGACGUUCUGCGGUUUCGGCGCCCUGCUCGCUGUCUUCUUACUAUGGGAAUGGAAAGGAGUUGAUGAGAAAAUCGGCAGCAGUCUUUUCCCCUUCCGCUUGUUUGCAAACCGCACUCAAAUUGGCACCUGUUUACAGGCCUUUUUCGUCAUGCUCACCAUGCUCACUGCAGUUUACUUUUUGCCGAUUCACUUUGAAGCGGUCAAAAAUGCGUCAGCUACAAAGUCGGGUAUUGACUUACUUCCUCUCAUGUUGUCAAUUGUUGUAUCGGCUGGCUGUGCUGGUUUCGCCAUCAGUUCUACCGGAUAUUAUUGGCCUGCACUGGUAGUUGGGCCUGUUUUGCUGACAGUCGGAUCAGGACUUCUACACACUCUUGAUGAAUUCUCAAGCAAUGGAAAACUGAUUGGAUUUCAAAUCAUCAUUGGUACCGGGAUUGGUCUGGUUCUUCAAAACGUAAUUGUUGCUAUACAAGCAAAUGUGAGGGAGGAGGAUGUUCCUCAAGCAACCAGUAUGGUCACUUUUGCGCAAUUGAUCGGCGGAGUGAUCGGCAUUGCAGUGGUCCAAACCAUCUUUGGGAAUGCUCUUACCACCAAUCUCAUCAAAUUUGCACCCAACGCACCCUUUGCGCUUGUCCAAUCAUCAGUUGAAAGUAUUGCAACUCUUCCAGAUUCAGUUCGACCUGGAGUGAUUCAUGCUUAUACCAACACAUUACGACAAGUUUACAUUCUUGGGAUCCCAAGUGGGGUUGGAGCUUUUCUAUCAUCCUUUUUAGUCAAGAGUCGUAACAUUAAAGGCAUCAAGAGAGAUCCUAUGAUGCACACUGCUUGA
Molecule: messenger RNA, 1887 nt
Organism: Melampsora larici-populina 98AG31
Lineage: Eukaryota; Fungi; Basidiomycota; Pucciniomycetes; Pucciniales; Melampsoraceae
Exons: 14
Coding region: 1-1887 (628 amino acids)
Biological process (GO): transmembrane transport
Molecular function (GO): transmembrane transporter activity
Source: RefSeq, a predicted model, not a curated record